CUGGCGUUGCAAACGCCAUGCUCUACCAACUGAGCUAGACGGGACUAUAUGUCCUGCACUAAUAUGUUUCUGCACUUACCAUGCCUUCAAUCAUUGAUAUAUUACAGGGACUGAUACAUAAAAGUCUUUGAAGUGGAGCAUAGCUAUAGAUUGUUCUGCCCUGUACCCACUGAAUAAACGGAGGGUUCAGUAGGUUGCAGUUGCAACCCAUAUGCAGCAUAAAAUAUUGCUGAUAGAAAUACAAUGGAAUUGACACCAUUUUUUAUACUAUAUAGACAAGUCUGUUCUACAUAAUGCAUUUCUAUGAACGCUCUGUAAAGUUGAGCCCUCCUCAAUAAGCCCCAGGUGUACUUGAUUUUGUCUGCAGGGAGGUGGCCAAUGGUAACUAAAUGACAAUCAACCUCACAUUCCUCAGCACCUGUUUGGUUAGUCAGGUCUGGACCAGAAUCAAGCUGAUUGCUGAAGGGGUUUGUCUCGAUCAGACAAAGAGGCUAUAAAAUGGGUUGACAGACUACAGCAGUAUUGAGAAGAAUAGUGCAGAUGUAUUUGCAGUGAUGGAUUUCAGGCAAGUAUCUGCAGGGCUUCUGUUGGUUGUGGCCUUUAGCUGUGUUAGUGAUGCUUGGGACUCCAGGCGGAUAUCAGGAUUUCUGCAUGAUGAAGUCCCAGCCAGGUUUGACGCUCAGAAGCCAGUGCAAGAAGAGCCUGUAAGACAGGACCUUAGCAAGGCUGUUGAAGAGCCUGAGAACUCACAGACAUUUGCGACGUCUCUGACUUGGACCUAUGCUGAAGUUGAAAAGCCUGAGCACAAGCCCACUGUGUUUGAGUGGCCGCAGCAGGUGGUGGCCAACAGGGUGGUGGCUCGGUGUGGGGAGAGUGUGGUCCGUGUGGAGGUGAAGCAGGACCUACUUGGCUGGCUCAUCCAGCCAGAGCGUAUCACUCUAGGAGGCUGUGCUGCCACUGAGGAGGAUGUUGAAGCUCAUGUGCUCACCUUUGAAUCAGCGCUGGAUGGCUGUGGCAGUGAGCUGACGAUGACGGAGGAUGUGCUGAUCUACACCUUCACUCUUGUCCAUGAGCCAAAACCUCUUGCUAACACUUCUAUAGUGAAGACCAGUGCAGCUAUGGUUGAUAUUGAGUGCCACUACUUGAGGAAUCACGAUGUGAGCAGCAAUGCCCUGAAGCCGACCUGGAUCCCCUACACCUCCAACAUGGUGGCAGAGGAGCUCCUCUACUUCUCCCUGAGGUUAAUGACUGCUGACUGGCAGUUUGAGAGGCCCUCCAACCAUUACUAUCUUGGUGACGUCAUCAACAUGGAAGCUUCGGUCAUGCCCUACCACCACGUUCCCCUCCGUAUCUUUGUGGACCGCUGUGUCGCCACCUUGGCGCCUGAUGUCAACACUGUCCCUAGAUACUCUUUCAUUGAGAACCAUGGAUGUCUGGUUGAUGCCAAGCUGACCGGCUCCAGCUCCCAGUUCCUGUCCAGAUCCAAGGAUGACAAGAUCCAGUUUCAGCUGGAGUCCUUCAGGUUCCAACCACGGAAUGAUUCCCAACAGCUCUACAUAACAUGUCAUCUGAAAGCAACUGCAGCCUCUUCCCCCAUUGAUGCUGAGAACAAGGCCUGCUCCUUCACAGAUGGGUGGAAGGCUGCAGGUGGGGAUGACCAGGUUUGUGGCUGCUGUGACUCCAGCUGUGCUGUGAGCAAGGCUAAUGAUCUGGACAGUGAUUCAGAUUUUCAGUGGGAAGGCGACGCUACCCUGGGCCCUGUAAUUGUCUAAGAGUAAUAUUACAGUAGUCUUUAUACAUUUGUUUUGGGGAAAUAAACUCUUAAAAUGCA
Molecule: messenger RNA, 1831 nt
Organism: Coregonus clupeaformis (lake whitefish)
Lineage: Eukaryota; Metazoa; Chordata; Actinopteri; Salmoniformes; Salmonidae
Product: zona pellucida sperm-binding protein 3
Exons: 7
Coding region: 555-1772 (405 amino acids)
Biological process (GO): binding of sperm to zona pellucida; egg coat formation; positive regulation of acrosome reaction
Cellular component (GO): extracellular matrix
Molecular function (GO): acrosin binding
Source: RefSeq, a predicted model, not a curated record